AUGUUAUGUGACAUCAACUCACCUGGACCUGGAUUUGAAUAUUUCCUGAGCACUCCCUGUCAAGAUUGGGACGCGGUUCAGUACCAUGAAUCAUGGAAAGAGAGCAGUUUAGGUUUGGAUAAAGCGAUUUUAUCGAGAAGUUUUAACAAACAAAUGCAGAAGAUAAAGGAACAUGGUACGGAAGAGGAAAAGAAGAAUGCGAUACGUCUCGAAAAUCAAUUCAGGUUCGGUGGUACUGGUAAUAUCAUUCAAGGAUACAAACGAGAUUAUAAAAAUCAUGAACAACCCAUCAUUAAAGAAGAAACAUCAGCAAUACCAACGAAAAAGACGAAAUUGGAUGAAAAGUUUAACGCAACGAAGUCCUCCUCUGAACUUCUUCCCUCUAUAAACGUAAAACAAACAUCUACCAUUUCUGAACCUGAUGAUGUAGGCAUUGAAGAGUUCAAGGACGACGAAGAAAUUAAAAUUGAUCUAACAAGCAUUUCUAUGGAAUUGCAACGAGAACCGAGAGUUAAAUGGAAAGUUGGUUGUAUUAAUGUAACCGAUAGAUUUCGGCAGUAUCAGAAAGAGGUGAUUCAGAAAGCGGAGAAAGAUGGUUUAAAAUAUGAAAAUAUUUACGAAGUUUUAGCCUUAUCGUCAAUCAUGGUGCUUUGUUGGCCGUGUCCAUACCCCAUGUUUACAAACCGAGAGUGGAAAGAAAUAACAAACACCAAUCCUUAUGUUAUAAAGGAACCACCACUUCCGUCUGAGAUUUCAUCUUCUCUUUACAAUGCAACUCGUCUAAGUGUGUUCCGAAAGUUGCUCCAUCGAAAUUAUCUGAAGAAGAACAUUGUUAUAUGUUCCUUUAUCCAAUCAGUCGACCGUUAUUUACUGGUAAACGAUGUAUCAAUUUUAAACUCGGAGAUCAAACCACUAGGAUACACACCCUUGCAACGGAUGAAUGAUAGCCUAAAAGUACAACUAACUGCUCGAAAAUCAAUCAAUCAGCAACUGGAAACUAAGGGAGGACCAGGUGAAGCUGGUAUAUUUCUAAAUAUGGGCGAUUUAAUGGAAUCAUUCUUCAUGGAUUUACAAUACGAUGGUAUAUACCGUUCUUGGCCGUUUCUUACCACAAGACUUGUGAUUGACAAGACUACACUUCCAUUAGCAGAGUCUGCAAUCGGUCAUUUAGUGGCUUUGGAGGAGCGUAUCGAGAAAAUUGCAGAAAAUUUCAAAUAUCGAAGUAGCCAAUUCACACCACCCGCACAGAUGAGUUUUGUGCGCAAACUUCCAGAUUCUCCCCAAAUAAAGAUGUUACUCCAUUAG
Molecule: messenger RNA, 1305 nt
Organism: Acaulospora colombiana
Lineage: Eukaryota; Fungi; Glomeromycota; Glomeromycetes; Diversisporales; Acaulosporaceae
Source: the annotation of a GenBank genome assembly